AGCCCUAAUUCGAAUACAUGACGCAAUGUCUUCUUGUUUCUCUUCAGUCUCGCAUCUCUCAUGUUAACCUUCACUCACAAAUCACCGACAAAUUCCCGAUAUCUUCUCUAAUCUUAAUAACCAUUAACGUGUUGAAACCCUAAUUUCUAGUCUCAUACACAAAUUAAACCAUUCUGUUAACUUCAGUUAGCAGAACCAAACCCACCAAGUGUCUUGUGCAGUUAUGGACCAUCAUCAUCACUCAUUCUCCAACCCCUUCGAACGACGAACAUUCACCAACCCUAAAACCCUUUCGGUUAAGUGGUUCAAAGAAUGGGUGCCGCAAGAUGUAGUGACAACAGGCGGCAAGUGCUUGGUUUUGAAAUGGGUCACAGAGAGUCAACUGAAGGCCAUGAAAGAAAAGUCAAAAGAGGUAGAGGUCGACUUUGUAUCAUCCGAACCCGAACCAACAACCGAAGUUCUUUUCUUGUGUAGCUAUGAAGGGUGUGGAAAAACGUUUAUUGAUGCUGGGGCUCUAAGAAAGCAUUCUCACAUUCAUGGAGAUAGACAAUACGUGUGUCAUUAUGAGAAUUGUGGAAAGAAAUUCUUGGAUAGCUCAAAGUUAAAGAGACAUUUUCUUAUUCAUACGGGUGAGCGAGAUUUUGUUUGUCCUCAUGAAGGUUGUGGUAAGGCAUUCUCGCUGGAUUUCAAUUUACGGUCACACAUGAAAACUCAUUCGCAAGAAAAUUAUCAUAUGUGUCCGUACCCUGGAUGUGGAAAGAGAUAUGCUCAUGAAUACAAGCUAAAGAAUCACAUGACGUCUCACCAUGAAAAGCAGUACAACAAUAGCACGAUGGUAGAGGCACCCGUCAAGUAUAACCACGUUCAACCCAUAGAAAAACAGCCCCAAAAGUCAACAAAAGCUUUGACCACAUCGUACGCCUCUGCAUCAUCCGUUCGUCCAUACGCUUGUCCAUAUGAAGGAUGUGAGAAAGCUUACAUUCAUGAAUACAAACUAAAUCUUCAUUUAAAAAGAGAACAUCCGGGCCAUUUUCCAGAAGAAAAUACCAAAAAUGCCCACGAAAACGAAAUGGAUGCAGGUAGUGAUCAUGACGUACAUGUGGUAAAACGAGCCAACGUUAAAUCACAUAAACAUAACCGACCCAACCCGGAUUAUAAACUACCACAAGCUAAAGUUAUAAAACAAAAGACCCCGUUUGUUAAUCGUGUUUCAACGAGCGUGGUUAACAAGCAACCGUGGGCCGUGGGUAAAGAUUUGCGUGAGGAAGAAGAUAGUGAAGAAACUGAAGAAGAUCGCGAUGAUGGUGAAGCUCAAUGGGGUUAUGGAAAUAUUAAUAACUAUGAAGAUGAUGAAGAGACUGAGUAUGAGGAUUAGGGUUUCUGAUUUUUAAGAUUUGUUUGAAUUUUAAUCUGUAGAAAAUAGAGCGAACCAUUUAUGUUUAGGGACUGUUGAUUUCAAGGUUGUUAAGUACUAAUGAAAACAACUCGCUUAUCCGAUUGAUUGGAUGUCGUUUUACGGUGA
Molecule: messenger RNA, 1522 nt
Organism: Helianthus annuus (common sunflower)
Lineage: Eukaryota; Viridiplantae; Streptophyta; Magnoliopsida; Asterales; Asteraceae
Product: zinc finger transcription factor YY1
Exons: 6
Coding region: 224-1375 (383 amino acids)
Biological process (GO): regulation of transcription by RNA polymerase II
Cellular component (GO): PcG protein complex; transcription regulator complex
Molecular function (GO): DNA-binding transcription factor activity, RNA polymerase II-specific; RNA polymerase II cis-regulatory region sequence-specific DNA binding
Source: RefSeq, a predicted model, not a curated record